Messenger RNA from Cladocopium goreaui, 1275 nucleotides. The record is from the annotation of a GenBank genome assembly. Lineage: Eukaryota; Dinophyceae; Suessiales; Symbiodiniaceae.
AUGCCCCUGACCGAGACCGAAGCUGAAUCGAGAAGACUGUACGCCGAACUCGAGCCCGGCGAUAAGGUUCACGUCGACCAUACGAUCAAGGUGGGCCUUUCGUCCUGGCACAAGACCAUCACCGGGACGGUGGAAUACAAGGAACGUCGUCGCAAUGGGAUGCACUACAAGCGAGCCAACGACGACAAGGUCUAUACCGAUCAUCUCGUGCUGCGAUUGGAAGACGGCGAACUAACCUCCGUGACGAUGGACGAGUUCACGGGCGCUGCGGACUGCUUGUCAUUCCGUAUUCCUCAGGGUGACGGCCCGCAGCACUUCGUCACCAGAAACCUGCACCGGCAGACAAGCGGUCGGCGCCAUCCGCAGCUUGCAUUCAUGUCGCAACCGUCGCCACAAGACGCCACCUCGCUGUUCUCGCGCCACUCGCGCAAGUUCUCCGACCAGCGGUUCGUCUAUCCCGUGGUGAGCCGCCGCUCGGGCGGGAUCUCGAUCGGCGUGAAUCUCAACCCCGACAAGAUCUGCAACUUCGACUGCAUCUACUGCCAAGUCGAACGGGUUAGCCACAGCGUCACACGAUUCGUCGAGUCCGACGCCCUGCUGGCCGAACUAGACAACACCCUGCGGCUCGUCACUAGCGGUGAAAUCUACGACGACCCGCUGUUUAGCUCCACGCCCGAGAACUUGCGACGCCUGAACGACAUCGCCUUCAGUGGCGACGGCGAGCCAACCACCUACCGCAACUUCGACGAGAUCAUCGACAAGUGCGCCGAGGUGAAACGACGCCAUGGGCUGGAAUACGUAAAAAUGGUGCUGAUCACCAACGCCAGCAUGUUCCACCGCCCGGGCGUUCAACGAGGGCUAAAGAUCCUCGAACGCAACAACGGUGAGAUUUGGGCCAAGCUCGAUGCGGGCACGGAAGACUACUUCAAGCUGGUCGAACGCACGAAGAUUUCAUUCCGCCAGGUGCUGGACAACAUCGCGGCGGCGGCUCGCGAGCGUCCGUUGGUCAUCCAGACGAUGUUCAUGAAAAUCGACGGGCAACCACCUUCGACGGAAGAGUUGGACGAAUACUGCAACCGGCUGAACGAGAUUCUUGAGGCCGGCGGUAGUCUCAAACUGGUGCAGGUCUACACCGUUGCCCGCCUUCCGGCCGAAUCGAACGUAACCCCACUGAGCCACAAGGAAGUCGACGCCAUUGUCGAACGAGUGAAAGCCAAAACCGGACUGACGGCCGAACCGUUCUAUGGGCCGAACGUGCCGGCCGAAGAAGCAUAG